Lindgomyces ingoldianus is the source of this 1935-nucleotide messenger RNA. Its product is annotated as arginyl-tRNA synthetase. The record is from RefSeq and is a predicted model, not a curated record. Gene Ontology annotation, cellular component: mitochondrion; cytoplasm. Lineage: Eukaryota; Fungi; Ascomycota; Dothideomycetes; Pleosporales; Lindgomycetaceae. Gene Ontology annotation, molecular function: ATP binding; arginine-tRNA ligase activity. The transcript has 5 exons. The coding region runs from base 1 to 1935 and encodes 644 amino acids. Gene Ontology annotation, biological process: arginyl-tRNA aminoacylation; mitochondrial translation.
AUGAACGAAUUAUCCACGGCGUUGAAAGCUAUCGGGCUGGAUACGGUGCCCCACGAACCAAACACGUACCCCGCACUGAACCCGUUCGAUAUAUACAGGUCCCAUAUCACAGAACUGUUGGCGAAGAGUAGUGGCGUGGACGCGAAAAUUAUAUACCCUGUGCUGGCUUGGACCGCGAAACCCGAGAAUGGCGAUUUGCAGCUUGCGGUACCGGCGUUGAGGCAGAAGGGGAGGGAUAUGAAGGCAUUUGCGGAGGAGCUUGCUGAGAAGUUCCCCGAAUCUCCCCUCGUGCAGCCUCCGGUCGUCAACGGCACCUGGGUGAGCUUCUUUUUCAAACCCGGCCCACUAACCUCCAUCGUCAUUCCUAUGAUCCUCAAGUCUGGGUCUGUCUUCGGCUUCAAUCCAAAUCUUGGGCUUCGCGAUGCAGAUAAUCCUUCUGCGGGCCGCAAGAAGAUAAUCGUCGAGUUUAGCUCGCCGAAUAUCGCGAAGCCGUUCCAUGCAGGCCACUUGCGAUCGACUAUCAUUGGCGGUUUCCUGGCGAAUUUGUACGAGGGUGCGGGGUGGGAUGUCACGAGGAUGAAUUAUCUCGGCGAUUGGGGGAAGCAAUAUGGAGUGUUGGCGGUGGGGUUUGAUAAAUUUGGCUCCGAGGAAGAGUUGGUGAAGAAUCCGAUUGGACACUUGUAUGAUGUUUACGUCAAGAUCAGCAAGAUUUCGGCGGAUGAGGGAGAUGCAGUGAAGGCAAAGAAAGAGGAGAUUACUAAGCUAACUGAGAAGGGCGAGGACACAAGUGCGCUGGAAGCGGAGGUUAAGAAGAUACAGGAUGAGGGCGUGGAUGAGCAGGCGAGGAAAUACUUCAAGCGAAUGGUUGAUGGAGAGGAGGUUGCGUUGGGUAUCUGGAAACGCUUCAGGGAUCUAUCAAUCGAGAAAUACAAGAAAACAUACGCUCGACUGAAUAUUCGUUACGACGAUUACUCAGGAGAAUCGCAGGUCAAGGACGAGAGCAUGGAGAGUGCGGCGAACAUCAUGGCGGAGAAGAAGGUUUCAGAAGACUCUGAAGGUGCAAUUAUUGUCGAUCUGACGAAAUACUCAAAGAAACUUGGGAAAGCGCUUGUGAAGAAGAAAGACGGGACUUCGUUAUAUCUCACUCGAGACAUCGGCGCCGCCUUCGAGCGUAUGGAGAAGUACCACUUCGACAAGAUGAUUUACGUCGUCGCCUCGCAACAAGAUCUGCAUCUCGCGCAACUGUUCAAGAUCAUGGAGGCCAUGGGCCGUAAGGAUGUUGCGGAGAAAUGCCAUCAUAUCAACUUCGGUAUGGUGCUCGGAAUGAGUACCAGGAAAGGCACCGCGAAAUUCUUGGAUGAUAUUCUGAGGGACGUGGGAGAGAAGAUGCAUGAGGUAAUGAGGGGUAAUGAGGACAAGUAUAAGCAGGUGGAUGAUCCUGACAAGACAGCGGAUACUUUGGGGAUCUCUGCCGUCAUGGUACAGGAUAUGAAGGGCAAGAGGAUAAAUAACUACACCUUCGACAUGGACCGGAUGACGUCCUUUGAAGGCGACACAGGCCCCUACCUCCAGUAUGCACACGCACGUCUCUGUUCCAUCAACCGCAAAGCCUCAGCCGUGGUCUCGGACCUCCCUUCGGACCUCUCCACCAUCGACAUCUCCAUCCUCACAGAACAGCAUGCGGUAGACCUCGUCAGGCAGUUAGCGUUAUGGCCAGAUGUGUUUCUCAAUACAAUUAAGACGCAGGAGCCGACCACCGUGUUGACGUAUUUGUUCAAGAUGGCGCAUGCAUUGAGUAGCAGUUAUGAUCAUUUGCAGGUGGUGGGCAGUGAGAGGGAUAGCAUGCUCGCCAGGUUGGCGCUGUAUACUGCGGCGAGGCAGGUGUUGAACAAUGGUAUGAGGUUACUGGGAUUGAGUCCCGUUGAGAGGAUGUGA